UCCACGUCUGAUUUUGUUACUUGCCUUUUGGGCGGAAAAAAAAACUUGCUCUUUAAAAGGAAACAAUGCCCGCCGGCUCCGCCGCCGCCUCCACCUCCGCCGCCGCUUCCGCGCUCCUGGCGCGCUGCCGCUCCCUCGCCGCAGUCAAGCAGCUCCACGCCCAUAUCCUCACCCACUCCAACGGCCCCUUCCCCUACAACCACUUCCUCUCCAAGCUCCUCUCCCUCUCCUCCGCCACGGUCGCCGUCACCAAUGCCGCCUCCGACUAUGCCCUCCUCCUCCUCUCUUCCCACCCGGCGCCCACCGCCUUCUCGUACAACGUCGCGCUCCGCCUCUUCGCCUCCUCGCGCCCGGGCACCACCCUCCGCCUGUUCCUCCGCAUGCUCCGCGCCGGGCUCCGCCCCGACGCCUACACGCUCCCCUUCCUGCUCCUCGCCGCCGCGCGCAGCCCGUCCCCGCCGCUCGCUCGCUCCGCCCACGCGCUUCUCGACAAGCUUGGGCUCAGGGACCACGACCACACCGUCCACUCCCUCAUCACCAUGUACUCCUACCUCGGCGAUCAUCUUGCUGCGCGCAGGGUGUUCGACGGGAUCCCCCGUCGGGACGUUGUCUCAUGGAACUCUAUGAUCAAGGCAUACGAGCGGGCAGGGAUGGUGGAUGAGGUGGAAGGGAUGUUCCGCUCGAUGGUUGCAGAGGACACGGUGGUGCCCAACGGGGUGACGGUGGCAGUUGUGCUCACGGCGUGCAGGGAUGCUGGCAACGUGGUUCUAGGGAGGUGGGUGGAGGAGUGGGUGAGGUCUGCAGGGAUGGAGGUGGACUCGCUCAUUGGCUCCGCACUGGUGGGGAUGUAUGAGAAGUGCGGAGAGAUGGCAGAGGCUAGGCGCGUGUUUGAUGGCAUCAUAGACAAGGAUGUUGUGGCGUGGAAUGCCAUGAUCACCGGGUAUGCGCAAAAUGGCAUGUCAAAGGAAGCUAUUGCAUUGUUUCAUAGCAUGAGGGAAGUGGGGAUGCGUCCAGACAAGAUAACCUUGGUUGGAGUCCUUACAUCCUGCGCUGCAGUUGGUGCUCUGGAGCUAGGAGCUGAACUGGAUGGGUACGCCUCAACUAGAGGUCUCUACAGCAAUGUCUAUGUGGGGACAGCCUUAGUGGACAUGUACGCUAAGUGUGGAGAUCUUGAUAGAGCCAUUCAAGUCUUCGGAAGUAUGCCAUGCAAAAAUGAAGCCUCAUGGAAUGCCUUAAUCUGUGGGCUCGCCUUUAAUGGUCGAGGCCAUGAUGCCAUUCAGCAGUUUGAACUGAUGAUAAAUGAGAUAGGGCUCCAGCCGGAUGAUAUCACAUUCAUAGGAGUGCUUUCGGCUUGUGUGCAUGCAGGGCUACUUGAAUAUGGUCGGCGUUUGUUCAAUUCCUUGACACCUGUGUUUAAAAUCAUUCCCAAGAUUGAGCACUACUCCUGCAUGGUUGAUUUAUUGGCACGUGCUGGGCAUUUGGAAGAAGCAUGGGAUUUUGCUGAGAAAAUCCCUGGAAAGGCGGAUGCUGUGAUGUUGGGCGCUUUGCUUGCUGCUUGUCGGAAAUGCAGAAAUGUUGAGGUUGGUGAGAGGGUCAUCAAUAGGAUUAUGGAGCUGGAGCCAUCAAACUCCUGGAACUAUGUGGUGUCAUCCAAGAUAUACGCAACCUCGGAUAGAAUGGAUGACUCUGCAAAGAUGAUAGGGUUAAUGAGGGAGAGGGGUGUCAGCAAGACUCCAGGUUGCAGCUGGGUUGAGGUUAAAGGCAAAGUCCUUGAGUUCUAUGCAAGCACUGAACUGCAACAUGGUGCGGAAGAUAUGUAUCAACUCAUGACCAUACUGGUAGAUGAGAUGAGACUUGAGGGAUAUGCUCCAAACCUUGAUCUGGUGUAGCAAUGCAACAGAAGUGUUGCCUCUUCUUGAAGCGAACGAAAGGAUCUAUAAUUUAUUUAUUAUGAAAGGAUAAAAGUCACAGUGUGGAGAUUAUGAAAUGGAAGAAACAGAAAAAAAAAACCCAGCAGCCUACCAUGUGUUUGGACAUCAUGCUGUAAAAAUAAAUGAAAAAAAGCUGCCCAAAUAUUAAAGCUCUACAGAUGAUACAGUGCACUUGCAUCAUGUAAAUUAAAUUGCUAUUGAAAAUUUUGUAAUCCUUGCUUUUCUUGAUUCAAGAUAAUCAAUAAAGCGCAGAUGAUUGUUACAUGGAAUCUCCUGCGACUUUCUAUGGGCUACAUCCACCACCGAGUCAGGUUGUUCCUCUGCAGUGAUUAUAAUAGAGGCCAGUUACACCAUGGAGCUCGCUCAAUUCACCCAUGACUCUUAAUGUUACAGGUCAAGGUAUAUGUAAGAAUUCUCAAGAUAUUUGAUGGAAUGUACUGGAGAACGUGCAUUGAUGUGCAGUAUCUGUCAGAUUUGACAGGAGUCAGGAGUGUACUUGCUACUUGCUAGAUCAAUGCUCUGUUCUUGAGUUUCUUCUGGUGCAUCUGUAACAAGUGGUUCAUCUGCUGGUACCACCACCACUUCUGAAGGGGCUAUCAACAGGAACCGCCAAGAUGCAGCAAGAACUCAAGGAAGUAACCCACCAAGUCACCCAGCUGGAACACGUGGAUUGCCAACCAGAACAGUUGUUCAGCUAUUCCAGCACGGUCCUCAGUGGAGGCUCCAAACCAUGUCCUAAGUGUUUUUUGCCUGUUCAAGUGAGGGGUCAAGCUGCCGUACCUAACCAGUCAGCCUCCUUUCAAGGUUCUCAGAUGGCAGCGGGCAAUGGAGCUCAACCAAAUUCAACACCUUUCAAGAUGGAGCCCUAACGAAUUUGUUCAUGAAAAAUGGACGAGUACCGAGGAGGGGGGGAUGUUUGAGCAAGAAGACGUAAAAGGACAGAAAAGAAAAGAAAAACACAUCACUCGGUUGUCACUAUGUAUUAGCGAUGCGUGAUCAUUGUGCAAUAGCCCUAAACCCUACCCCCACUCUUCUUUAUAAUAGAUAUAUUAUCAAAGUAAAAUAACAUAAUUUAAUAGAUAUGAUGGAGUGUUUUUUACAUAAUGAACUUA
Molecule: messenger RNA, 3043 nt
Organism: Panicum virgatum (switchgrass)
Lineage: Eukaryota; Viridiplantae; Streptophyta; Magnoliopsida; Poales; Poaceae
Product: pentatricopeptide repeat-containing protein At2g34400-like
Exons: 4
Coding region: 66-1889 (607 amino acids)
Biological process (GO): RNA modification
Molecular function (GO): RNA binding; protein binding
Source: RefSeq, a predicted model, not a curated record